Molecule: messenger RNA, 763 nt
Organism: Sodiomyces alkalinus F11
Lineage: Eukaryota; Fungi; Ascomycota; Sordariomycetes; Glomerellales; Plectosphaerellaceae
Product: vacuolar ATP synthase subunit F
Exons: 4
Coding region: 136-507 (123 amino acids)
Biological process (GO): proton transmembrane transport
Cellular component (GO): fungal-type vacuole membrane; proton-transporting V-type ATPase, V1 domain
Molecular function (GO): proton-transporting ATPase activity, rotational mechanism
Source: RefSeq, a predicted model, not a curated record
CACUUCGCUGCAGUGCCUGUGCUAGCGGGAUCCGACCUCAAAUGCAAGUUGGUUCGGUAACUGGCUGGAAACCUUCCAACUGCUUGACAUCGCAAACCCUCGACUCUGCCCCUCGUCGCAGAUUCCCCCCUCACCAUGGCGACGAACCAAGCAGAUUACAAGGACCGGCAGUUUCUUGCUGUUAUCGGCGACGAGGACUCCGUCACGGGCUUGCUAUUAGCAGGCAUCGGGCACGUCACCACCACGGCCGACCAGCAGAAGAACUUCCUCGUCGUUGAUAGCAAGACGGAGACCUCCGCCAUCGAGGCGGCUUUUGACAGUUUUACAGAGCGCAAGGACAUUGGCAUCGUCCUAAUCAACCAGCACGUUGCGGAUCGCAUACGGUAUCGCGUCGACACCUACACUGCCGCAUUUCCAGCAGUGCUGGAGAUCCCCAGCAAGGACCACCCUUACGAUCCCGAAAAGGACAGCGUACUGAGAAGGGUCCGGCGGUUGUUCGGCGAAUAAACAUGGGCAUGUAUUAGCGAUCCGAGGAGGAAUCGAUUUGACGUUUGACGGACAUGAUAUUCAGGGGAUGUGGAAGCUCGAUGAGUUAGAAAGUCUUUGUUCAAGGAAGCCCUCUCAAUCCUGGAGGGGUAUAUAAUAAACAAUCUUAUUCCAUGCCAAUGACCUUACACGUUACGAAUAGAUCUCAAAGAGAACAAUAUCAUUCAGCCCCCUUCCUCCUCUCUUAUCAGGACAGAUGGCUUGGAGGAAAUGUCUG